AUGACUACACCAUUACACGUUAUAAAACUUACCCUCUGUAAUAAUUUAAAAAGGGAACCUUAUCACUUUAAUAAAUUAUGCUCAAAACGGUUCUUUAGCUUAUUGAGAAAAAACGGUCUGAAGACUAUUGGCAAUACCGUUCAUCACAAAUACCAGCAAAAGCGAUGUAUUCAUGCAACAGCACCUACUUCAGCACCAAAAAGGGAUCCUUACGAAGUGCUAGGAGUUAAAAAAACUGCGUCGGCCAGCGAAAUUAAAAAGGCCUAUUAUGGACUCGCUAAAAAAUACCACCCAGAUACAAAUAAGGAUAAAGAUGCACGGGAAAAGUUUGUACAAAUUCAAGAAGCAUAUGAAAUACUAUCUGACGAUCAGAAACGACAGCAAUACGACCAAUUCGGGCAUGGAUUUGAUCCGAGUGGUGGCAUGGGAGGGGCUGGAGGAAACCCUUAUGGCGGUUUUGGUGGAGGCAGCAAUGGAUUUCCUGGUGGAUUUGAUCCAAAUGAUAUUUUCAAUCAGUUCUUCGGAGGUGGGUUUGGAGGAGCUGCAGCAGGAUCAGCAGCAGGUGGUAACCCAUUCCACCCAUCUCAAGGCGAGGAUAUACAAGUGCCGUUGACUCUAUCAUUCAUGGAAGCUGUGAAAGGCGCUACAAAAUUUGUGCAGAUUAACAAAGUUACCAACUGCAGCUCAUGUCGAGGUACAGGAUUGGGCGCAGGUAAGAAGCGAGCUACUUGUGGCGUGUGUCAUGGUACCGGUGUGCAAACUAUCAGCAUGGGAGGAUUCCAUAUGCAAACGACCUGCCGUUCGUGUGGAGGUGUAGGAUCUUCUAUUCCGCCCGGCGCUGGCUGUCAUACAUGUAAUAGUAUGGGAAAAGUCAAAGAACGUAAAACCGUCCAGGUUAAAGUGCCACCAGGUGUUGAUCAUAAUUCACGCAUUCGCAUAUCUGGCGAAGGGGAUGCUCCCAUCGAGGGACAAGGGCCAAAUGGGGAUUUGUUUGUGGUUCUCAAUGUGCAAGCUUCGAACAUAUUCCGUCGACAGGAUGCUGACAUUUUUGUGGAUGCCAGAGUUCCUUUCUAUAAGGCAAUGUUGGGUGGACGUGUCCGUAUUCCUACCAUCGACGGCGAUGUGGAUGUUAAGAUACCCUCCGGAGCUCAACCUGGCGAUAAUAUCGCUUUGAGAGGACGCGGUAUUCAGAAAUUACACAGCCACGUACGUGGAGACCAGAUUGUUACGCUUAAAGUGGAAUUCCCUCGAUCCUUGAGAGGUAGACAAAAGGAAAUCAUUCAGGAAUACGCGGCUCUAGUCGAUGAAGAGUAUCGACCAAAACAAGAACAGAAACCUAUCGUUAAACAACCUGAUACACCACCGCCUUCUCCUAAGACAACCAAUCACGCCACUACAGCAAAAGAUUCCUCAACAACAGAUAGAACACAGAAUGAUAACAAUAAUAGCAGUAAAAAACGUACUGACAACUCAAGUAAAAAAGAUGGCGGCUUUUUUAAAAAUGCUUUUGGUAAAAUUAAAGAGAAGAUUUGCAAUGAAGAUGAGAAUGAGAGUGACAAGGGCAAUAGAAAGGCGGCCGAUGAUGAUACUACUGCUUCGAAUAAAAAAGAAUAG
Messenger RNA from Mycotypha africana, 1614 nucleotides. RefSeq lists its product as uncharacterized. Gene Ontology annotation, cellular component: cytoplasm. Bases 1 to 1614 code for a protein of 537 amino acids. Lineage: Eukaryota; Fungi; Mucoromycota; Mucoromycetes; Mucorales; Mycotyphaceae. The record is from RefSeq and is a predicted model, not a curated record. Gene Ontology annotation, biological process: response to heat; protein refolding. Gene Ontology annotation, molecular function: ATP binding; heat shock protein binding. The transcript has 5 exons.